Xyrichtys novacula (pearly razorfish) is the source of this 3648-nucleotide messenger RNA. The record is from the annotation of a GenBank genome assembly. Lineage: Eukaryota; Metazoa; Chordata; Actinopteri; Labriformes; Labridae.
AUGGCAGCGACCAUGAGGAACGUGGAAGAAAUAAGAAAUCGAGUGAUACUGGGUGAAUUUGGCGUAAAAAAUGUAAGUCGGUAUUUACGCUGGUUAUUCGAUACAUACGAUCCGGUUGGUACGACUCUGUUGUUUGUCAAAAUCCUAUCAGAUGAGACUGACACCUCGUUCAGAAGGAGCUGAUCAGGUGUUGCUGAACCUGAUUUUAACACCCUCUAUCUGAAAUCAGGAUACUAAAAAAUACCGUGUAAUGAUCGCUGAGAAAUACGACGCAAAAUAAAGUGGCAAUAAAACACAGAUAAUUACUGUUGUUCAACAUAAUAAAGGAGAAAGUCCAGCGGUAAAAACAGACUUUAGUCUCAGUGAUACUGAAUAUAAUCUUCAGAGGAUGAGGAGGACUUCGGACGCUCUUGCUGUAAUAUUGAAUAAUCAGUCUGUCUUUUUAGGUUCACACGUCAGAUUUUCCUGGAAACUACCCGGGCUAUGAUGACACCUGGGACAUGCAGAAGUUUCAGGAGGUAAAUUCAGGAUGGUGUUGUUUAAAUGCUGAUUGAAUCUGUAUUAAAUCGGGACAGCAAAAAUUUCUGAUUUAAGAAAAUAAGCAAAUUAUCCAGAGGAGUUUAAAUGUGAAACCUCAAUUCCUCUUUAGUUUUGUAGUUGCUUUGAACGAUUACAAAUCUUAUUUCGAGAAAAGUGAGUGAGUCCCUCUCAGUUCAAACGUGUUUUUCUGUUACUUUAUCUUAGGGUAAAACAACAGGAAAACACGAUUCUUACCUGAUACUUUUUAUGUAAGGAAAUAUUUGGUUAUUGAUUUUAUUCAUAUAUUUGAACUGAACUUUAUCCAAGCAUGAUUGUUUCUGUAUUUUCUCUCAUUUUUUUUCUGCUUCAGAGCCAAAUGACAGACAACAGUCGACCAAAUAGUCUUUGUGGAAAAGCUGUGUAUAAAUGUUUAAAACCAUUUUGAUAAACAUGCCUAAAAGUCUGGUUUUGCUCAACAAAAUUAGACUAAAAGGGCUAAGUCGGAAAUAUUUUUUAUGAUCUCUUAUCAAGCUUAGAUCUGCUCUCUGUCAACAGAACUUCAGGAUCAACGUUGUACAUCUUGAUGAGAGCAGUAUGGAGUUUGACAUGGUGGGAAUUGAUGCAGCCAUUGCUAAUGCCUUUAGAAGGAUCUUACUGGCAGAGGUGGGGUUCCUGAUCAAGCAUGUUAUACACUCUGUUUUAGGCGGUGGGGGGUUUCUUCCAUGAACAUGUGAUGAACUCUUUGGCUUUAUCCUGUCUUUGUUUGUUUAGGUACCUACCAUGGCAAUAGAGAAGGUGUUUGUCUAUAACAACACGUCCAUCGUCCAGGACGAAGUCCUUGCCCACAGAUUAGGCCUCAUUCCCAUCAGAGCUGACCCUCGCUUGUUUGAGUACAGAAACUCUGGUAAAAUGACUGAAUUAACUGUUGAUGCUGGUCACCUUAGACUACAGUGCUCCCAUAAUACCACACUGUUGAGGGAGAAACUUUUGAAGCACUUUGAAAUAUUUGUUGAACAUUUCUGGACAUCCUGGUCAGUUUAAAUCAUUUAUUUUGACUUCAUUCUCACUUUUUUCAGUCUUUACUGCCUUUGCUUUUUGCAAUUGGUACGUCACAAUAUUCUGUAUUUGUAAAGUUAUUAUAUUUCCAGCACUCUUUUGGUGUGGUUAGUCAAUCUGUGCUUGAUAAACUGUGCUUGAUUUAUAAUUAAUGAGUCAAAAAGGGGCUCAAAAACUGGUACGACAGCAAAUGGGUUUAGGACCAGCUGUAGCCAUUUCUGGGUAUCAUCCAAUCAAACAGGAAGUUAUUUUCAUGCAAGUUGUUGGUAAGAUGGAUCACAUGGUAAACACAAAUCCAGUCUGUUUAUAUGCUCUUUCCAGGUGAAGAAUCUGCCGAGGAAGAGGGUUCAGAAAUAGACACAAUCCAGCUGCAGCUGAAGAUUAAAUGCAGCAGGAACCCCAGAGCCAGCAAGGACUCCUCUGACCCACGAGAGCUGUAUCUGAACCACAUGGGUAAGUUUUGAAGAUACAGGCUUACAAACAGUGACUGUGAUCUGUCCAUACAAAAGAAUAAUUACAGUUCAAAAUGAUCAGGCAAAUUUAUGAGGCAGUGAUAUCUGAGUAAGAAAGAGUAUAAGAAGACAAAGAAUUAGCCAACAGUGUCAAUUAUCAGUGGUGGAUCAAGUACUUGAAAGCCGUAAUUGAGUAAAAGGACCGAUAACACACCAGAAAGUGACUCUGAUCAAAGUCGGCUUUUUUAGUGAACAAAGUUACAGACCUGCAGAACAGAGUCAAGAGUGAAGUAUAGACAACACUGUGGCUUUUUAAGGUGGGUGAGUUAGGGUGCUGCUAUGACCACAGUGGCCACCAUGAGCUGUUUGGUCAACCAUCCUUAACUUCCCUAUGGGCAAAGUCUUCAGAUCUUCUCUGACCCCCUUCUCCUGUCUCAGUUUACUCCAGGGACAUCAAGUGGGUCCCGAUUGGAAACCAGGCAGAUGUGUUUGCAGAUUCUAGCAUUGGACCAGUACAUGAUGACAUCCUGAUUGCUCAGCUGAGACCAGGACAGGAGCUGGAUAUUAUCAUGCACUGUGUCAAAGGAAUAGGUAAAAGCUGCUUUUGAUCUGGGUUGUGAGCAUUUGAAUUGUAAAAGAGCGUUAAGUAAUAUGGGCCUGCAAGAGAGAAGGUCAGUGUGGGAUUACAGUGUUCAAUAUUGAAGCAGUAAUAGUAUAUGAAGCUUUGUUUUCUGAGGUGGUUAAGCUGGUACAAAGAUGUCAAAUAUCACAACACUCUGUGGUCUGUUAAAUUGUCUGUGGCAAUUGAAUCUGAUGCAUUUGAGUUGAUUUAAGUCAUACUUUGAUUUGUUUUAGGCUCAUGGAAAGAAAAAGGACUAAAUGAAUAUUUGAUUUUUGUCUUAUUGUAUCUCCCACUGUCUGUCAUUGAAAUCUGUUCUCCACUCAGGUAAAGACCAUGCAAAGUUCUCUCCGGUUGCUACGGCAAGUUACCGUUUGCUUCCAGAGAUCACUCUCCUCGAGCCAGUGGAGGGAGAGAAGGCAGAGCGCUUACAGCGGUGCUUUUCACGAGGAGUUAUAGGCCUGGAAGAUGUUGACGGUAAGAAGCAAAGGUGUGAUGACUCUGAAAAUACAGAUGAAAACAGAGUAACCUUGGAUGAACACAGAAAUAUCUCAGCUGUUUCAUUAUUAUGUGUUCAGCUAAUAUAAGUCCUCUGAUGUUGCCCACCUCAAGGAGAAAAAGUUGCCAGAGUCGUGAAUAGUCGCCUGGAUACCUGCAGCAGGGAAGUCCACCGACAUGAUGACCUAAAGAAUUUGGUGAAGCUCGGGAGAGUGCGAGACCAUUUCAUCUGUAUGUGAAUAAACCUCCUGGUCGAGUCUCACUGCUUUGAGUAUUUUCUCCAAACCCAUGAUGUUGAUGUUAAAUUCCUUUUUGUAAACUGACCGUAUCACUGAAAACAAAACUAUCUAUUGAUGAACUUCCCACUUUUGUUUUUUCCUCACAGUUACGGUGGAAUCUACCGGCAUCCUGCCUCCAGAGGUCCUGGUCACAGAGGCAAUCAAAGUCCUCAUGACUAAGUGUCAGAGGUUUCUCAAUGAGCUAGACUCUACGGACAUGGAGUAG